Messenger RNA from Onthophagus taurus, 933 nucleotides. The record is from RefSeq and is a predicted model, not a curated record. Lineage: Eukaryota; Metazoa; Arthropoda; Insecta; Coleoptera; Scarabaeidae.
AACGCAUUUUUGUCCCAAGUCGCAAGUGGUACUGAGUGCAGUAACGUGUUAACUAUCGUUAUAGCCAGGUGAUUUUCGUUAUAUCAAAGAAAUAAUGAUUGUGGUUAAUAAAUCGUUUCGUUUAAAAUGAAUCCUGAUUUAUGGGGCAGGUGGUCAAACGAUGAUAUGGACGUAUUUAGACCAAACGACGAAAAUUACGCCGUAUCAUCGACGACGCACCAUCACGAAAGGACACGAAACCACGGGGCCUUGAAAAUGAAACGACAUAUUAACUAUAGAAGAGGACAUUAUAAUAAUAACUACAAUAACAACAACGACAGUACAAAUUACAGAGGAUACAGAGACUAUAAUCGAAACUGGGAUUUUAAUAAUCCACACUAUAGACCCAAUAAAUAUCAGAAUUACAACAAUAAACCAUAUGACAAUGACAUUGAAUUAUAUCAUAACAAAGCCUGUUAUUCUAAAAAUACGGAACCACAUGUACAACAUUCUUUAGAGUCUCCGAUAGAAACUGAAGUGAUAAGUGAUAAAGAAACAUUCACUGAUAUGGAAGAAACAACAUAUGAUUUUGUGGUUGUAAGUGAUUCCGAGGAUAACAUAGUACAAUCGAGCGUGGAAUCUAUCUCUCUAUGUAGUAAACAAAAUAAAAAUGAUAUAGAUUCAGUUAAACUGGACUUUUGUGGUAUUAAAGCCUUUGAUAAGGAGAAUCAAAUACUACAGCAAAGCAAGCAACAAUCUCGUGAAUUAGAUACUUGUAAGCAUAAUGAAGAAAUUGUAGUGGAUUCCACUGAAAAUAUUGUAACGGGGAAAAAUACUUCACUCUGCGUUUCAAGUUCCCAAGAUUUAUGCAUCUCAAAUAAGCAUGCUGAAGAGGAUCAUCAACCAGAUAGUACCACAAAUGAGAAAGUCCAAUUAACAACACCCCAUCUCGAA